GAAUAAUAUCUUUAGUUGACUUCGAUAGCUCAAUGAGUUUGCACGUGAAAAUUUUUAACUCUCUCUCUGUCAAUUUGUCAAUAUUACCCACAAUAUAGUAUCUAGAUAUACACAAUAAAAAGAUAUUUUACAUUUUUUUGCAUACAUUUUGUUUAAAUCUUUUUGGUUUCUUCUCCACCCUAUAAUAACGCUCUCAUUGUGUGUCUGUCUGAAUGAUCGAUCGGAUUUUGAUGAAAUUUUUAAUUUAUAUCGAAUUUGUAUAAAGUGCGCCAAAACAAAUAAAACGGAUUGAUCGUAACUACACACCUCCAACAAAAAAAGAUACAAAUUUUUGAAGAAGAUACAAAUCAAUCCUCGUGUGAGAGAUAGACUGUGAAUGUGUGUGCAUGGGCGGUGGUGAUCCCCCAAAAGUGCUACCGAAUUUAUACAAAUCUGUGCAACGACACAAUUAGUUCUGUUUGUUUUGAUAAUUAAUCAUUCAAAAAAAAAAAAAAGAGUUGAAAAAAAACACCCACACCCUGUACUUGACGGUUAUUAUAUUUUAUUUUCAAAUUUUCUCAUAUGAAUACAAAACACGGAUUAACUUAACGAAGAAAGGACUGGGACUUGAUGUGUGUGCGCCUGUGAUAAGAAGAAAUUAAAAAAAAGCAAAGAAGAUUUUUUCCGUCGGAACCCUUUCUACCUCAAAACAUCAUCACAGUUUUUUUUUAUUUUUUAAAUAAAAUCUGCCAAAAUAGUGAAAUGUACAGAGCGGUAUAAGCCCCCUCCACACUAUCAAACCGCUAAAUAAAUUUAAGUUUUGUAAAAGAAACAAACAAAAUCAAACAACAUUUUUUUUGUGUUUCCGUGCGGAGGUUUUAAAAUAAAAUCGCAAACAUCGACGGGGACAAGUGUCAGUUUUUUGGGCGAACGAGUUCCAUUGAAGCUUUCAAAACGGUCGCCUCACGCUUCGAGUGGAAUGAGAAUAGGGAUAGUAAUAUUCCUUUCGAUAGAAACGCGGUCUUCAAAGUCGUUAAACUGAGCCCCAACUUGGAGCCCUACCCCGCCAGCGUGGAGGGCCUGAACAGCCCUAGAGCGGUGGGGAUGGCCGCCAGUUAUAUGACACCGGUCAGCUCGGGUGAUCUCGAUAUGGCGCUGGGUGGCGGCGGUGGUGGCGGCGGCGGUGGAGGAGGCGGUGGCGGUGGCUACCACACAUCUUCACCGCGUAGUGCAACCGAUGCCGGUGAAAUGAAAUACAUGCAACAUCAUCAUCCGCAUCACCAUGCUACGUCACACCAAGUGCCCUCUUCGCCGAGCCCAAAUACCGUCGGCAGUGGAAAUCCCUCUGGCCUCGGCCUGGGAUCGACAAAUCCCUGGACAGCGUUGCAUCCAACAGAUCCAUGGGCUCUACAGACACAUCAUUCGCACCACCAUCCGGCGGAUGUGAAGCAAGAAAUGUCGCAUCUAUCACAACAGUCACGGGUACAACAGGGUAUGGCUUCGCCGCACGCAUGGCAUGCACCUGUGCAUGCUGCGGCCCAUUACGCACCGACUGGUGGUUCGCCGCUGCAAUACCAUCAUGCCGCCAUGAACGGAAUGCUCCAUCAUCCUGCCCAUCCGCACCAUCAAGGUGUGGCGCCUCUGCAUCAUGCCCUCCGAGGAGCCGAAUCGCCGCAGUUGCACAUCCAUCCACACCAUCUGCAAGGUGACCGAGACGUUAGUGCCGGCGAAGAAGACACCCCAACAUCUGACGACCUAGAAGCCUUUGCCAAACAGUUUAAGCAACGAAGAAUAAAGCUUGGUUUUACACAGGCCGAUGUGGGACUGGCAUUAGGCACUUUAUACGGUAACGUUUUCUCCCAGACAACGAUAUGCCGAUUCGAGGCUCUACAAUUAAGUUUCAAAAAUAUGUGCAAACUGAAACCACUGCUGCAGAAGUGGUUGGAAGAAGCUGAUUCGACGACAGGGUCACCGACGAGCAUAGAUAAAAUUGCCGCACAAGGACGCAAGCGAAAAAAACGCACUUCCAUUGAAGUAUCAGUUAAGGGCGCCCUCGAACAACACUUCCACAAACAACCAAAACCCUCGGCGCAGGAGAUCACAUCGCUGGCCGAUUCCCUGCAACUUGAGAAGGAAGUCGUACGGGUAUGGUUUUGUAAUCGGCGACAAAAAGAGAAGCGAAUGACGCCGCCCAAUACUCUUGGCGGUGAUAUGAUGGACGGCGGUAUGCCACCGUCUCAUAUGCAUGGCGGCGGCCAUGGAGGCUAUCAUCCGCAUCAUGAUAUGCAUGGAAGCCCCAUGGGCACCCACAGUCAUAGUCAUAGUCCGCCAAUGUUGAGCCCCCCACAGAACAUGCAAAGCGGUGGAGGGCAUCAGUUAACGGCCCACUAGCAAUCAGAAAUCCAGGAGUCCAACUCUGCUGCAGCUGCGACUACUCCUGCCUCUUUACACCAACAACAACAACAACAACAACAUCAACAACAAUUACAGCAGCAACAACAACAACAUCAACAACAACAACAACAACAACACAAUACAUCGACGACACCAUCAUCAUCCUCCGAUGUGCUAUCGCCCCAAAGCCCGCUCGGUUCAGGACAUCACCUCAAUAACAAUAAUAACAAUAACAGUAGUAAUAAUAACAACAACAAUAACAACAACAACAACGACAGUGAUCUUUCAUCUCAGGUGACGACGAACAACAACAACAAAACGAACGCAUCGCUGGCGGCGGCCGCUGCGGCUGCCAUGUACAUAGACCCCAUGCGAUACCAGCACCACCAGCAUCCCCACCUGAACCCUGCUCACCACCAUCAUCCGCAUCUGUUUCAUGGCGGCGGCGGCGGUGGCUCGAGCAGCGACCAACAACAACAGCACCUGCAACAUCACCAACAACAAUCGCCGGGCGGCAAUAGUGGCAACGGCAGUGGCAGCUCCGGAGGCAUGGGUGGCCUACAGCCGCCCUUAUCCUCAUCGCCAAACGCCACCUCUGUGCUAACCAGCGCUGCUAGUAUGCAACACCUCAACCUGAAUCCGCAUGUGGUGCAUCCGCACCAUCAGCAUCCCCAACAUCAUCACCACCAUCACCAGCAGCAGCAGCAACAGCUCCACGCCAGGAGACUGUUCCACGAGUGGACCCUGCAAUUCGGCGCCCCGCCGACCACGGUGCGGCACUUUAAUUCCUUCACCGGCGAGUAGGGUGAAUUUUUAAGCGUUCCCCGCUAUCCAAGUGCCGCGCCUUACAGCUUUAGGUGGAUCAACAGCACCUACAGGAAGCUACAAUCUAAAAUGAGCAUUGUAACACAAGCUUAACUCAAUGUUAGAUACAAAAUACUUAUGAGUACUAAACGUACACCACCAAACACACACAAAACACACACAGUGUCUCGACGUGACGUGGAAGUGUGCGUGACGCGUGUGAAGCUCUAAGAGCUGAGCGUUAAAUUUCCCCAAAACGAUUUAAUAACGCCGCGCGCUCGUCGCGCUUUCCCACACAUAAACAAAUUUAAAAAACCUCGAACUUCGAUACGGAACUGAAAAUCAAAUUUAAAUUAUAAGUGAUUAAACAAACAAAAAAAAAAAAUUUAAUAUGUUAUUAUUUUUUAAAUUAAAUAAUUUUUUUUAUACAUAAAAAUUUUCGACGAAUGAUUUCGUAAAAAAUAUAAAAUAAAAUGUGUUGUAAAAAAUUAAAUACAAUCGAGAGGGAAGGAUCUUAAAAAAAAAGGAUCAAGGUAAUUGUAAAAUCUAUCUCUGUCUAUAAAUAUUAUUGUUUUUUUUGUGUUUAAUUUAAUUUCCUUAUAAGACCUUCCCUCUACAAAAAACACACAAAAAAUAGUUAGACAAAAAUUAAAACACACAUUAUACCCAGUCACACAUAAGAAAAACAAAAAAUAAUAAUAAACAACACACCAGUUUAAGGGAUAAACAAAAACACAAAAAAAUUUAAUUAUUUUUAUUAAAAAAAAAAAAAUUAUAUAUAAAUCGAUAUAUAUGAGAAAAUUGUUUUUAUUUUUAUCUUUAUUAAUCUUUUUUUUGUAAAUAGUUACAUAAGUCAUUAGGAUAUUGUAGACUUAUUAUUAUAUUUAAUAUAAAUAUUUUAGUCAUUAAGUUUUUUUUUUAGCUUAUAAGGAAUAUUUAGGUACCUAUAUACAUUUAAAAGAAAAAGAGACAAAAAAAAAACAACAUCCCCUUUCUGCAAAUAAGAAACAAAAAAAAAAAAUCAAACACAUAUAAUUAUAUAUAGACAAAAUUUAAAGAAAUAUAUUUGUAAAAAGAUUUAAUUAACAUCAAACACUUGUAUAAAAUUAUUUAAAAUUUUAAUUUUAUUAUUAUUUUUUUGUUCAAAAAAAUAUAAAACACAAUCAAACACACACAGAAAAAAAACAAGAAAACAAAUUCCCAGUUAUAUUUUGAAAAAAAUUUAGUUUGAAUAUUUCAGUUUCUUUAAAAUCAUAAAGAAGUAAAAAAAAAAAUUACAAAAAAAUUAAAAUUAAUGCUUAAAUAGACAAAAACAAAAAAAAAGUAUAUAGUUAUUUUUUACUGUGUAAUAUU
This is a messenger RNA of Episyrphus balteatus (marmalade hoverfly), 4530 nucleotides long. RefSeq names its product POU domain protein CF1A (gene vvl). Gene Ontology annotation, molecular function: DNA-binding transcription factor activity, RNA polymerase II-specific; RNA polymerase II cis-regulatory region sequence-specific DNA binding. The record is from RefSeq and is a predicted model, not a curated record. Gene Ontology annotation, biological process: regulation of transcription by RNA polymerase II. NCBI's taxonomy places the organism in Eukaryota, Metazoa, Arthropoda, Insecta, Diptera, Syrphidae. The transcript has a single exon.